CUCGAGGAAGAAAACAAAAACCACUGCCAUUAAAAUCCAAGAAACGGGAAACUUUAGUUAAGGACUUUGUGACACUCGCGUACGUUACUGAAACAGUGAAACAUACGAAUUACAUGUCAAAAACAAGCCAAUUUUGUCGUUUAAGCUUCUUUUCGGGAUUACCAGCCAACUCUUGCCGACUUCAAUAUAUUUAUUGCGUUUCAAUUUCACAGCCAUGAGUAACUCUUUGGCCUUUGGGAUUUCUUCAACUCUUCACACAUUUUCUCCCCUUUUUGAACCAAAGAAAAACACCCCAACAUGCACUUUCUGGAUAAAUUUUACUGUGUUUCUCACAGUUAGAGCAUUAGAUUCUCUAAAUUGUUAUUUUGUUCGUUGCUUCUGAGUUUUUAAAGUUAUUUAUUGAGAUAUGGGUUGGAAAUACAACGCUGGAUUGGUGUUAAUAGGAGCUUUUGUGUUGAUAUGGGUUGCUUCUGCUGAGGUUACUCAGAAAAUUUUUGUAGAGUAUAAACAACCUUUUGCAGUUACAUAUCUGGGGAUCUCUCUUAUGGCAAUCUUCCUGCCUAUAGCGGUUUGUAAAGAUUGGUUAUGCAGUUUAUUAGAAAAGAGUUCCUUGAAGAAACUGUAUAAUAAAAAUCUUAUCUUGGACUCCUCAGUCCUAGAUGUACCACUUAAACUCAAUGACAUGCACAAUCAUCCCGGAGGAGCUUUGAAGGAUUAUUUUACAGCAGACAUGGAUUACAGCAGCCCUGAAGAAGCCCUGGCAUUAGUUGGUAUCAACCAUAAAGAUGAGUUCCACUUUCUUGAAGAGGAGGGCCAUGAUCGUAACUCAUGGGACCUUGUCAAAUGUAGUUUGUAUCUUGCUCCUUUAUGGUUUGCGACAGAGUAUUUUUCAAACUCUGCACUGGCGAAUACAAGUGUGGCUAGUACUACUAUUUUGACCUCAACAUCUGGGCUUUUUACGCUUCUUUUUGGAGCACUCCUCGGCCAGGACUCAAUAACUAUUGCGAAGAUGAUUGCUGUUAUAAUCAGUAUGAGUGGUGUGGCACUGACUACAGUUGGAAAAACAUGGGCUCCUGAUGAAAUGCUGAGUGCAUCUGAGACUGCUAAGCAUUCCAUUAUUGGUGAUGUUUUUGGUCUUCUUUCAGCUGUGUGUUAUGGCUUAUUUACAGUGCUCCUCAAGAAAUCUGCUGGAUCAGGAGAAAAGACAGAUAUGGAGAAGUUCUUUGGAUAUCUUGGAGUAUUCACUUUGCUCGGCCUUUGGUGGAUUGCAUGGCCAUUAAAUGCUAUUGGAUUGGAACCUAAGUUUGAUUUCCCAAGCUCGGCUUCUGUUGCUGAGGUUGUGCUGCUGAAUGGCUUUAUUGGGAGUGUUUUCUCUGACUACUUAUGGGCCCUUUCAGUAGUAUGGACAACACCACUAGUUGCGACACUGGGAAUGUCAUUGACCAUACCUCUUGCUAUGAUUGCUGACAUGCUAGUUCACGGCCGUCAUUACUCUGCAGUUUACAUUUUUGGAUGCAUUCAGGUUUUUGCUGGAUUUGUUAUAGCCAACCUCUCUGACAAGUGUUCGUGCGGAAGAAGAUAACCUCAUGGCUACUCAGUUUCAAGAUGGAGAGCGUUUUAAUCUCAAGUGUAUAAAACAUAUACUGGGGUAGAAAAAUAAAGUUUUCUUCCCCUCGUGAACAAGAUUUAUAUAUGCUAAUAUGGUGUAAUUGUAAUAAGAGUGUUUCAAAGUGUAUAUACUUUUUUUAUUUUUGCAGUAUGUAUUCCUUCUCCAUGGAAGUAUUCCUUAAAUUUCUCAUCAUCUCAAUUAUUUAUCACA
This is a messenger RNA of Nicotiana tabacum (common tobacco), 1819 nucleotides long. RefSeq names its product putative transporter C405.03c. Lineage: Eukaryota; Viridiplantae; Streptophyta; Magnoliopsida; Solanales; Solanaceae. Gene Ontology annotation, cellular component: membrane. The record is from RefSeq and is a predicted model, not a curated record.